AUUCAAUGGAAAGUGAAUAUUGAUUUAAUUAUUAUUUUUGUUGUCUAAUAUCAGGAAGUGUAUAACUAGAGUAAAAUUUCUACUUCUGUGAAAUGGAAUCUGAAGGAAAUGACUCUGAAAUGUUGGGGCACACAAACCCUGAUGUAGUUAGGCCCACAGACCAUUUAUUGACGGGACCCACGGCCCCUGUUGUUAUAAGGCCCAUGGACCCCGAAGAGAUGGUGCUCGACGGCCCCGAGGUCGCCGCAACGUCAGCAAGUAAGGAAGACGAGUGUCGGGUACGACAGCGGCAGAUUGUUCGUGAUGACGAGGAUGUCCAAGAGGCUGAUGAUGGAAAGGAUGUCCAGCUGACUAAUCAUGGAGAUGAGGGCAAGAAAUUUGAUGGAAUAAGCUCCAUGGACAAAGAAAAUGAGGCUAAAGAAAAUUCCGUUAACUUCGAAGGAAAAGAACUGGUGGCAACGGAAAAAAAGGACCUGAAGGCCGAAGAAAACGCCUUCGAGACCAAAGAAAGCAAUCUAAAGGCUUCUGAAAGCGACUUAGAGGACAAAGAAAAUGACGUAAAGGCCACAGAAAACGACUUUGAGGCCAAAGAAAAUGACGUAAAGGCCACAGAAAACGACAUUGAGGCCCAAGAAAGUGACGUAAAGAUAGACAGUAAAGGCUACGACACGCCCGACACCGACCAAGAGGAGGAAGAGCGACGCCGCCGCGUGCUGGAGUCCAAGAAGAAAGGGACGAAGCUCGUGCAGCGCAUGAGCUUCAAACGCGACAGAGCCGACCGCCACUACGACAAACUGCCGUGGGGGGUGGGGGCAAUCAGCCGCCUGCUGAACCUGGCGCCGGCGCGGCUGCCGUGGCACCGGCGCAUGGAGACGACGGCGGUGCUGCUCUGGAUGUCCAGCUUCUUGUUCAUGGGCUUCGCGGCCACGGGCUUACUGGUCUACAUGUUCCUGUACACGCAGUACUGGUGGCUCAGUUUGUGCUACUUGUGCUGGUAUAUUCCCGACCGCUCCAUCUGCAACCGCGGGGGCCGCAGGUGGAAUUGGGUGCGCAACUGGGGUUUGUGGAAACACUACGCGAAUUUCUUCCCCAUCCGCCUGGUGAAGACCACCGAACUGGACCCCGACCACAACUACAUCAUGUGCUACCAUCCCCACGGCAUCCUCAGCGCCGGGGCCUUCUGCACCUUCGCCACCGACGGCGUCUCCUGGUCCAAGACAUUCCCCGGCUUGACCCCAUACCUCCUCACCCUCGAGGUUCUCUUCCUCAUGCCGUUCUACCGCGAGUUCUUCUUGUGUUCCGGCGCCGUGAGUGCGACGAGGGCCAGCAUGGACCACCUGCUGGGGCGCGAGGGGAGCGGUCGUGCCCUCUGUCUGGUGGUGGGGGGCGCUCCUGAGAGCCUGGACUGUCACCCCGGCCAGGUCCUCCUGCAUCUGGAGAAGAGGAAGGGCUUUGCUAAGAUGGCCCUCCGACAUGGCGCCGCGCUGGUGCCGAUGUUCGGGUUCGGGGAGAACGACGUGUACGACCAAGUGGCCAACCCCAAGGGCUCGUUGGUACGUCGGGUACAGGACGCACUGCAGCACAUGUUCGGCCUCGCCCCUUGCAUCUUCAUGGGCAGGGGCGUCUUCCAGUACAGCUUCGGCAUCGUCCCCUACAGGAAACCCAUCUUCGUUGUGGUUGGUUCUCCUAUUCACGUAGAGCCUGUGAAGAAGCCCACGGACGAGCAGAUCCUUGCUCUGCACGAGCGCUACAAGCAGGCGAUCGUAGAACUCUACAACGAGCACAAAGAAACAUACGCUAAGGAUCCCACUGUACCAAUACAGAUCGUCUGAUCUUUUGAUGUACAUGAACGAUCCUUCAGCAUGUGCAGAUUGUCUUGAUCUUUGUCAUGGAUCAGUGAGGGUCUUAUGGCCAGACAUGACCGUCUGAUCCCAAUGUAUACUGACGAGAUCAAUCUCGAUCAUUUAACCUCAGAAGAUCGGAUCAUCGGGUCGUAUAGAGGGAAAGAUCAGCUGAUCUGCACACAGCUUCAGCCAUACAGAUAACUAUGAUAAUUUGACUGCUAAAUAUUCUUAUUCCACUAUUCAUCAUUAAAUUUUAUCAUUUAAACAAUUCAAAUAAAUGGAAUCGCUUGUCUAAUUAAACACAAGUCUCGAUAUUGCCAGAUUCCGCGAUUUAUUUAUUAGUCUUAUAUCUGCAACUGUCACAGCAAUUUAUUAAAAUCAAUGUAUCUGUUUCAAUAUAUAGAAUAUUCUGCAGUUAUUCAAACAAUGGUAGACGAAGCACAAACAAAUGUAGACAUUUUUUGACGUAGUAUUUGGAGUGCAGAAAAUUUUUUGAAGUGAAUACAUCAACUUUUAGACUUCAGGACAUAACAUAUGGAAGCGAUCAAUACUUCUGAAAAGUUUUACGCUAAAAAUUUUUGUUCGAGUUGUUCUUGCGGCUUGUCUUUUAUACCAUUUCUAUGUGUGGCAUUUGUUGCGUACAGCUCGUACAAUUUAUAUGUUCGGCUUCUGCGAGGGAUAACUGCAAGAUUUUGAAUUGGUAUUCCCCACUUUAUGAUCUAAAGAAAGCGCUCAAUGUCGGGAUAUUUCAAUCCAAGUUCAGCUAUAUAGACGAGGAAAAUAAAAUGUUUUCGAGUAUCACACGAUUCAAAAAUUAGGGGAAUGGCUUCCAUAUAUUCCCAAUUACGUAACCAAGGACUCAAACUAAAAUCAACUUCAAUUGUUUAAUUUUAUUCAAUUGAUUAAUUUUAUGGCCUUGCUUCACAUGACUCAGCUCACAGAAAUGCAAAGCGACAUCAAGAAUAAAUUCGUUGAGGUUUUGUGUAAUAUCGUGUAAAAAUCAAGGUUUGUUUUCAGUAUAAUGUAAUGCUGUGAACAAACCUUAAUUCAAUGUCUAGUGUGUUGGAUAAAUCAUUUGAAUAUUUCGUGGACGUAAAAAAACGAGUUUGAUAAACUUGAAAUAUUAGUCUUGAUCUAAGGCAUUUUAUUCAACUGCCCUUGUGCUUGUAGGCAGUAUUUUAUAAUGUAAAAUAUCCUGUUUAAAAAUACCAUGAAUGAUGAAUG
Hyalella azteca is the source of this 3068-nucleotide messenger RNA. Its product is annotated as 2-acylglycerol O-acyltransferase 1. Gene Ontology annotation, molecular function: diacylglycerol O-acyltransferase activity. Bases 93 to 1832 code for a protein of 579 amino acids. Gene Ontology annotation, cellular component: endoplasmic reticulum membrane. Gene Ontology annotation, biological process: triglyceride biosynthetic process. The transcript is spliced from 8 exons. NCBI's taxonomy places the organism in Eukaryota, Metazoa, Arthropoda, Malacostraca, Amphipoda, Hyalellidae. The record is from RefSeq and is a predicted model, not a curated record.